Molecule: messenger RNA, 936 nt
Organism: Maudiozyma saulgeensis
Lineage: Eukaryota; Fungi; Ascomycota; Saccharomycetes; Saccharomycetales; Saccharomycetaceae
Source: the annotation of a GenBank genome assembly
AUGUCUAUUAAGAGGUUUCUUUUUAAGAGACAAUUUUCUCAGACAUUUCGUACAUUGACCCAAUCCAAUGAUGAAUUACUGGCGAAAUAUUACCCUGCACAUCUAUUAAAAUCGAUUAAAUUAGCACAGGAGACUAUUCCGGAUUCUGUUGAUCUAAGUCAAAGAAAAGAUUUCAGAUUUGCAUCUGCAUAUGAGGAUGAUUACACUAAAUUACAUCCAUUUUGGGAUUAUAAUCCAAAUUUACCAAAUACUCAUUCUUCAUCAAAUCCUGAACAAUAUACAUACAAUCCAUAUAAUUAUAAAACACCAGAGAUACCAGAUAAUACUUAUCCACCUGAAGUGAAAGCUUUAGCUACUCAAAGUAAAAUUUCCAAAAAUGUAAUUUUGGCCCAAGGAAUAAGCAAACAAACAGGAUUUGAACCCGAUUAUAUUACAAAGACUUUAAAGAUGAAACCUUUAGUAUUAAAGAGAGUUUCUAAUCAAACUGGUAAAGGUAAAAUUGCAUCAUUUUAUGCUUUAGUGAUUGUUGGUGAUCAAAAUGGUAUGAUUGGUCUUGGUGAAGGUAAAUCAAGAAAUGAUAUGUCUACAUCUAUUUAUAAAGCUCAUUGGGAUGCUAUUAGAAAUUUGAAAUAUGUACCAAGAUAUGAAAAUAGAACAAUAUUUUCAGAUUUAGAAUAUAGAUAUCAUGGUGUUAAAUUAUUUUUAAGGAAAAAAGAACCCGGGUUUGGUCUAAGAGUUAAUCAUGUAAUAUUUGAAAUUUGUCAAUUAUUAGGUAUUAAAGAUCUAAGUGCAAAAGUUUAUAAAUCAAGAAAUGAUAUGAAUAUUGCUAAAGGUUUAAUUGAAGCUUUAACUGAGGGACAAAGAUCGUUAAAUGAAAUUGCCCUAGGUAGAGGUAAAAAAAUUGUUGAUAUUAGAAAGGUUUACUAUUCAGAAUAA